Molecule: messenger RNA, 2783 nt
Organism: Hypanus sabinus (Atlantic stingray)
Lineage: Eukaryota; Metazoa; Chordata; Chondrichthyes; Myliobatiformes; Dasyatidae
Gene: c9h8orf33
Product: chromosome 9 C8orf33 homolog
Exons: 7
Coding region: 430-1413 (327 amino acids)
Source: RefSeq, a predicted model, not a curated record
GCCGGUGGCGGGAUUGUGUCCGCAUCUCUCUAAUAUUCGUGUUCCUGUCUCUAAAGCCGCCUGGCUCUACCCUCGCCACGGCCCAUUACGUCGACCCCGACUAUUCGGGCCGGGGCUUUGCGGUAACCAGCGGCUCGUACCCCCGGCCGCAUGGCGCGCCCGCCCCUCGCCCAGAGCCUCGGCACUCCAUGCCCUCAAAUGCCUGGUUUACGGUAUUGGCUCUGAUGAACGUCCGCUAGAUCAAAGCUAAAUGCGACGUUGCGGAACCAGCACACAGAUGCAAUCCCAACGACUUUCUUAGAAAGUUCAGCUCGUCACCGGAAUACUUUAACAAACUUUUACAGAUGGACUGUUGGAAGUUGCACCAUGGGCUGGAGCCCAGGCUGACCACUGCCCUGCAGAAGAGCCCAACGAUUUCUAGAUAUCUUCAUGGAGGAGACACUUGAGGACACUGACCUGGAGGAACUUGAUACAGGCAUCCAGCAGCUACAGACUGGAGUCAGCCAGCUCCAGGUGACAGGGCAAGCUCUGAAUUCGACUGCUGCGGAUGGCCGGCCGAACUCCAGGAGCUGGAAGUUCCAGUUUGACGGUGAUGUUCCUAAGGGGGGAAACCAUGCCUCAAUAGGGGCACACCCAGCUCACAGCUGCUUAACCUCCAGGCAAAGUGACUCCGACAGACCACAGCAGAGAGAUGGCACAGGAGAGGGACUGCAAACCUCCCCCAGGGAACUGAGCUGCAAGCCUGAAUUUAAACUGAGCUCUGCUAACUCUGAGCCUGAGGCACUUAAUCAUUUCGGAGAGUCGAAGGCCAAUCCCACAGGGAUUGAACAGUGUGGGAAUGGUGAAAGCUCAACUUCCAAACCCUUGCCGAAGAAGAAGAAGAAGAAUAGAACGGGCCGCAGUAAAGCCCCCAUGCGGCUCUUGAAAGAGCAGCAGGAACUAUGCCACCGUGCUACGGGAGGAGAGAGGAUCUCCAAGGGUUCAACAGAAGCACAACCUCUGUCUGUGGAAGAACAGCUCCGGAGAGAAGUGGACUGGUGCAUUGAACAGCUGGAACUAGGCCUGCGCUCCCAGAAAAGCAGCCAGAAACAAGUUGACGAAGCACUUUGUGCACUCAGAACCCUGCGUAGCGGGAAGGCUCCGCUGGUGAAGAAACGGCAGGCAAUGAGAUCCAUCUUUGGAGACUACAGAAGGAGGAUGGAGGAGGAGAGGCAGAAAGAGUUGAAGCUGAUGCGGGCAGCUACAAAAUCUGCCACCAUCAAACCUGUGGAAGAGCAAACAAGGAGCAAAGUUUUCAGGAAAACGGCAAAUAAAUUACUGAAGAUUGAAGCACCUGCUGCAGACAAUCCCAUGAAUCCUGAGCAGACCACAGUUGAUACAGAUCAGUCUCAAUUCCGGUUCAAUUUCUUCUAAGUCAUUGAAACAUGCGCGGUGAACUCCUUUUACCCAUCUGUUCACAGCCGAGGUUGAAUAAACAGUUUCUUAGUGUGAUCUUUCCGAGUUCAUUUCCUACACACUGUACUCUACCUUGGGAAAGAAGCACAGUGAGGCAUUGGUGAUGGAAGUGAUAACUCAUCCCCUUUAACACUGUUCUGGGACAUAGAACAAUUGAGCACAGGAACAGGCCCUUCAGCCCACACUGUUGUGCUGAACCAAUUAAAUUAGUAAUCAAAUAGCUAACUAAUCUGUCCACAAUGUUCAUUUCCUUCCGUUUAUGUGCCUAGUUAAACGUCUCUUAUACCUGCCUCUGUAUCACCACCCACCACUCUGUGUAUAAAAACUUGCCCCUCACAUCUUAUUUGAAAUCUACCUCCUCUCACCUUAAAUACCUGCCCUCUGGUACUAGACACUUCAACCGUGGGAAAACAUCUAUCUGUGCCUCUCGCAAUUGUAUAAAACCUCUAUCCCCUCAAGUCUCUGUCGCUCCAGAGAAAACAACCCAAGCUUGUCAGCCUCUUGUGAUAGCAGCAUCCUGGUGAACCUCUUCUCCACCCUCUCCAAAGCCUCAACAUCCUUCUUAUAAUAGGUGACCAGGACAGGUUAGACUCAAGUAAACUCUUACCCUAUAAAUCGUCUUGUUGGACAUUUCAUCCCCAAUUCAAGGACAACUUGGAGAAAGGUAUUUAGAUAAAUAAAUUUGAUCUGUUUAUUUUCCUUUCAGAUUAGUCAUCCAGCACGGAUUUAUUUUUUACACUUACACAGGCUCAGAAACGAUGUUAUCUUCAGUCACACUGGGCAGUGCUGUUCCAGCUUGUCAACCAGAGAGAGAACAUUAACGUGGACUUCUCUCCAGAGCCCUGACCCCCCCAAUUUACUUUUUUCACCCUUCCCAUUCUUAUAUCAGUCACAGUGGAAAAUAUUACAUCUUGUUGCAUAGUUUAAAAAUCUGAAUAAAUACUAUUCAUCUUGUUCCAUAAGACUGAUCUACACAGAGCCAUGGCCCCACUUUAUCCUGCACGUGUGCACACAUCAGCAACUCUGGGUCACUGGAUGCAUCUUUACCAUUCCCUGGGACUUCAGAACAAAGAUCCGUGUCAAAAGAAGCCUUACUGUGCGGGGGAGAGCAGGGACCCAUUGCCCUUACUGUGCGGGGGAGAGCAGGGGACCCAUUGCCCUUACUGUGCGGGGGAGAGCAGGGACCCAUUUCCCUUACUGUGUGGGGGAGAGCAGGGGACCCAUUGCCCUUACUGUGCGGGGGAGAGCAGGGACCCAUUGCCCUUACUGUGCGGGGGAGAGCAGGGACUCAUUUCCCUUACUGUGUGGGGGAGAGCAGGGGACCCAUU